Molecule: messenger RNA, 1075 nt
Organism: Phytomonas sp. Hart1
Lineage: Eukaryota; Euglenozoa; Kinetoplastea; Trypanosomatida; Trypanosomatidae
Source: the annotation of a GenBank genome assembly
GCUUCACCGAAUUUUCCUUGUCCAAAGAAAAAGAAUAAAAAAUUGUUUCUGGAUUAAAAUCAAUGUCGACAAAAAACGUUGACACCUUCAAUGCCUCACAUAAUCGACUGCGAGCAGCCGAUUUUCAAGAUGCCGAGGAACGUGAAAACGCGGCGUACGCCGAACGUCACAAUCUUCAGAUCCUCUUCAGCGAGUUUGGUGCGCAUUUGCGCGAGAAAGACCCUAAAACAGAGCAUGAGGCUGAGCGCAUUCUAUUAGACCUGCUUACACACCGUAAAGCCGAGCGUGACCGUGCAGCCCUUCGUUUGCGCUUCAAAAAUUCAUUUGAGGUUAGUCUGGAAAACGGUCGUCGUAUGCUGAAGAUGACUGUAGAACAGGACACGGCCUUUCUACAGGUCACACAGAAGACUCGAAACAUCAAUCUGGAUGGUAAGAAUCCGAUCACUAUAGAGCAAUCUGAAGAACUGACUGAGCUAUUUUAUGAACUUGGACGUUUUGUAUUGGAAACCCAGAAGGGUGAAGUAAGUGGAUUUAUUAGUAUUGAUGACCGUGAUGUUUACUUGCUUUCGGGUGGAAAGGACUGUUUGAAUGCUGGAGACGAGUUAUUUAACGUAGCACUUCUUAUGAACAUGAACGCCAGCAAAGUUGAAAAAGAGAAGCAAGAGAGCCAACAUGAUUAAAGCGAUUGAAUGAUGAAAAGAUAGUAGGGAGUGAAGAUUAGUAUCACUAUUAAGUUUUCUUUUUUUAAUAGUCAUAUUUUAUUAUAUCAUGAGCAUUGUCAUUUUUUUCAUAUAUUAAAAGUUUGCAAUGGAUGUGUUUCUUCCCCUUUAUACUGCUCGUAUUGAUUAAAAUGAAUGCAAACAAAAAGAUUAUUUGUAAUAAUUUGUUACAAAGGUUAUACCAAACUCUGAUGGGGAAAUAUAAGAGUAGAACCCCAAUAGCGCGCCAAAGCAAAAUUGGUACACUAGAAUUCGUACCCCUUUAUUCACUUUAUUACGGAAGAUUAUAUGCAUAUACAUACAAAUAAAAGAGUUACUCGUGAAGCUUGUGAUUUAUUCCGGCAAGUUGUACAAAA